AUGCCUGGCACGGGGAGCAAUCCGCAGACCUUGUAUGACAAGGUCCUGUCGGAUCAUGUCGUUGACGAGAAGCUCGAUGGGACGAUUUUGCUGUACAUCAACCGGCAGUUGCUUCACGAAGUGACAUCACCCCAAGCUUUUGAGGGCUUGAAAAAGGCAGGGAGAAGGGUUCGCCGUCCGGAUUGUACUCUUGCCACGACCGAUCACAAUGUGCCCACCACGUCGAGAAAAGGCAUGAAGGACAUUGCCACGUUCAUCAAGGAAGACGACUCGAGAACACAGUGCGUGACGCUUGAGGAAAACGUCAAGGAGUUUGGCCUCACCUACUUUGGCCUCGGCGACAAGCGCCAGGGCAUCGUGCACGUCAUCGGGCCCGAGCAGGGCUUCACCUUGCCCGGGACCACCGUGGUCUGCGGCGACAGCCACACGUCCACCCACGGGGCGUUUGGCGCGCUGGCCUUUGGCAUCGGCACCAGCGAGGUCGAGCACGUCCUGGCCACGCAGUGCCUGAUCACCAAGCGCAGCAAGAACAUGCGGAUCCAGGUCGAUGGCCAGCUGGCCCCCGGCGUGAGCUCCAAGGAUGUCGUGCUCCACGCCAUUGGCAAGAUUGGCACCGCGGGCGGCACCGGCGCCGUGAUUGAGUUCUGCGGGUCCGUCAUCCGCAGCCUCAGCAUGGAAGCCCGCAUGUCCAUCUGCAACAUGUCCAUCGAGGGCGGAGCGCGCGCCGGCAUGGUUGCUCCCGACGAGACCACCUUUGAAUACCUCAAGGGACGCCCCCUGGCCCCCAAGCACGGCUCCGACGAGUGGAACAAGGCCGUUGCCUACUGGAGAUCCCUGCAGUCCGACCCGGAUGCCAAGUACGACGUCGACGUCUUCAUCGACGCCAAGGACAUCGUCCCCACCGUCACCUGGGGCACCUCUCCCGAAGACGUCGUCCCCAUCACCGGGGCGGUCCCGGACCCCGAGACCUUUGCCACGGAGCCCAAGAAGGCGGCCGGACGCAGGAUGCUCGAGUACAUGGGCCUCACCGCCGGCACGCCCAUGGAGGAGAUUGCCGUCGACAAGGUGUUUAUAGGAUCCUGCACCAACUCGCGCAUCGAGGACCUCCGCGCGGCCGCUCACGUCGUCAGGGGCCGGAAGAUUGCCGCCAACAUCAAGCGGGCCUUGGUCGUGCCGGGAUCCGGCCUGGUCAAGGCGCAGGCCGAGGCGGAGGGCAUCGACCAGGUCUUUGUCGACGCCGGGUUCGAGUGGCGCGAGGCCGGCUGCAGCAUGUGCCUGGGCAUGAACCCGGACAUCCUGGCUCCCCAGGAGCGAUGCGCCAGCACCUCGAACCGCAACUUUGAGGGUCGCCAGGGCGCCGGCGGCCGGACGCACCUCAUGUCCCCCGUCAUGGCUGCCGCCGCAGCCGUUGUGGGCAAGCUUGCCGACGUGCGCAAGCUGUCCAACUACUCGGCCAGCCCGCACGUCGAGGCAAGCAUCACGCCGUCGACGACGACGACGCCGCCGCCGCCGCAGGAAGCACACGUCGACGAGGGAGUCGCCGACGAUGCCCACAAGCGCGAGGCGAUUGGCGACCAGCCCGAGGACUCGGAACCGCACACCAACACGCUGGUCGGCGGCGGCGGCGGCGGCGGCGGUUCCCCGUCGGCCGGGCUGCCCAAGUUUCUCAAGCUCAGGGGCGUCGCCGCGCCGCUGGACAUGGCCAACGUCGACACCGACGCCAUCAUCCCCAAGCAGUUCCUCAAGACCAUCAAGCGCACGGGCCUGGGGACGGCCCUGUUCCACGCGCUGCGCUACAAGGCCGACGGGUCCGACAACCCGGACUUUGUGCUCAACCGGGAGCCGUACCGCCAGGCCAAGAUCCUGGUGUGCACGGGGCCCAACUUUGGCUGCGGCUCGUCGCGCGAGCACGCCCCGUGGGCGCUGCUCGACUUUGGCAUCAAGUGCGUGAUUGCGCCCUCGUUUGCCGACAUCUUCUUCAACAACACGUUCAAGAACGGCAUGCUGCCCAUCCGGGUGGACAGCAAGGCGGACCUGGACGCCGUGGCCGCCGAGGCGCGCGCGGGCCGCGAGAUGGAGGUCGACCUGCCCAACCAGCAGAUCAGGAGCUCGGACGGGACGGCCAUCUGCGGCUUCGAGGUGGAGGAGUUCCGCAAGCACUGCCUGGUCAACGGGCUGGACGACAUUGGCCUGACGAUGCAGAUGGAGGACAAGAUUACCGAGUUUGAGAGGAAGAUGACGCAGAAGACGCCGUGGCUGGACGGCUCGGGGUACCUGAAGAGGCCGGGCCAGGGGGGGAGGCUGGCGGCCAAGGCGGUGCCGGUGCCCAAGACGAACCGAGGAGAGGAGAAGGGGGAGCCACUAGAGUGGUAG
Ustilaginoidea virens is the source of this 2373-nucleotide messenger RNA. RefSeq lists its product as uncharacterized. The transcript has 4 exons. Gene Ontology annotation, molecular function: 4 iron, 4 sulfur cluster binding; 3-isopropylmalate dehydratase activity. Bases 1 to 2373 code for a protein of 790 amino acids. Lineage: Eukaryota; Fungi; Ascomycota; Sordariomycetes; Hypocreales; Clavicipitaceae. Gene Ontology annotation, biological process: L-leucine biosynthetic process. The record is from RefSeq and is a predicted model, not a curated record. Gene Ontology annotation, cellular component: 3-isopropylmalate dehydratase complex.